Messenger RNA from Drosophila takahashii, 1353 nucleotides. It is a transcript of the gene Swt1, whose product is annotated as Swt1 RNA endoribonuclease. Lineage: Eukaryota; Metazoa; Arthropoda; Insecta; Diptera; Drosophilidae. Gene Ontology annotation, cellular component: nucleus. The record is from RefSeq and is a predicted model, not a curated record.
CACCACUAAACCGAUGGAAAGCAAGUGCAAACAGUAAAAAAAAGAAGAAAAUCACAACAAUAACAAACAAUUAAAUGGUUAAGAAAACAAAAUGUCGAUCAGUGGCGGAAAUAAACAGAACGGACCGAACAAGCUAGCAAAUGGUCGACUUCUGGACGAGGAGGAGCGGGAGCAACUGAUUGGGAAUCCGCGUGUUGCUCCUGGCAGCAGGCAACCAGCGCAGGAUCGCCUCAAGCGGCUGCAGAGCAACCUGAAGCGGGUGCAGAACAAGAAGCUGCCCGUGAAGGCAACGCAGGCCAAGCGCCACGUGCCUUUUGUGCGUCCAAGAAGAGCAACUUCCUCCGUGGCCGCAGCCCAAGGAUCACCGACUAAUCCCGCCCAGAAUUCGAAUGCCUGGGAGAAGCCCAAGGCUCUGCUGGAUGCCAGCAAUCGGCUGAAGGCGGGCCCCACCGAAAGUGCCAACCAGCGGCUGACGCGCCUGAGGAGCUCCCUGCAGCAGGAGCGCAACAACAACGAUGUGAGCAGGAUAAACGAGGAGGAUUCGAAGCAGCCAGAGCCCAUGGAAUGGGAGGAGGACUCCAAGGAGGAAACGAAUGACAUCCUGCUGAUGCGCCAGGCCUCGCAGGAUGAGGAGCUGCCCAAGCGCCUCACUGAUCACAUGUACUUUGUGCUCGACACCAACGUUCUCAUGCACAACAUCAAGUUCGUGGAGCAGCUAACCGAUUUAAUGCUUCCUGGCACCGUGGGCAGCAUGCUGUACAUUCCCUACAUCGUCAUCAAGGAGCUGGACAAGCUGAAGGGCCAGCAUUACCACGCCAGCGAGGUUGCAGAUCCCAAGCGACUGAUUGCCGUGCGUGCCAUACGCUAUUUGAACACCAAAUUCGAUAUGAGCCUGGAGAUUCAAGCUCAAUCGGCUGUCGAGGAGGCGGAGCAUCUGAUUGAGGUGGGCUGCCCGGACGACAGCAUCGUGAAUUGUUGCCUGCAGCUAAGGGAUCAAGUGCCGCACAUGCUGCUCCUCACCAACGAUGCCAAUCUCCGCCUGAAGGCGAAUGCCUCCGGUAUCCGCGUCUCCUGUUGCUCCGAUCUGCGAGCCGAUUAUCCCGAUGAGUUUGCCGCUUUGGGGGAUUAACUUUAAUACUUUAUACUUGAAUAAGUAGAGAAAAGACUGCGUUUGUGAUAUGGAAUCCAGAGGAGGAGCAGGAUCCACCAGUCAAGCCACUGCACCGCAGCACACAUGAAGUACAAUCACAUCACAUUUUACGAAGGCCACCGGCGAUGUUCUUAGUUAUAACUGCCUUUUGCUAACCCAGCAAUAAAGUUUGUUCUCUUUUUUUUGGAUAAAUGUGGAGUGUA